Molecule: messenger RNA, 2661 nt
Organism: Oldenlandia corymbosa var. corymbosa
Lineage: Eukaryota; Viridiplantae; Streptophyta; Magnoliopsida; Gentianales; Rubiaceae
Source: the annotation of a GenBank genome assembly
GACUUUUUAUAGCUUAAUUUCUCAACAUUAUUAGUUUGAGCUUCGGAUUAUUAUUAUUUCCUUUGUUUUAAACUUUAAAGGAGUUCUUUUUGGGCUUUACGAUUGAGGCUCGUUGGGUUAAUUCCGUAUACUUUUACUCAUCAUCACCCGUUUCCUUCUUUGCGUAGCAUUUUUAUACACCAUUAAAAUUCGACCCGAACCUCUUCCGUCCACACCAACGCGCCACCGUUGGGCGCCACCUUCCUCAGCCGUACCGGAGCUCCUAUAGUCAAAUUCCCAUUAAUAUCCAGCUCUGAUAUUCACCUCCCAUUCUAUUUAAUCAUCGCCAAACGUCCAAAUUCUUACCUACAACUGUUUAACUGAGUCAUAGUUUAUCCUAUUGCUCCUUGUGCAAUAACAAUACGGUGUAAUAAAACUCUGUUUUAUUUAAAAUCUUCAAUAAUUGGGAAAGGACAUCGUCCGUCGGUUUACAAUUUCAGUGCGGGGCUCAUGAAUUCCCAUAGUGUGAAUAGAAGAACGAAUACUUGCUGUGCCAUAUGUGAGAGUUCCAACCGUGCCUCAAUUUGCUCUGCUUGCGUCAAUCUUAGAUUGAAUGAGUGUAGAAAUAACCUCAAGUCUCUGAAGGCUGAGAGGGAUGCAUUGUAUGCGAAAUUAAGUGAAGCCCUUGUUAAAAAGGGAAAAGCUGAUGACCAGGAAAAUUGGUUGCUUCUCCGAAAGGAGAAAAUUGCAAAAAUGAGAGAGAAGCUCCAGCUACGUCAAAUACAAGUAUCGCAAGGAAAGGCUAAGAUUGAGAAGAUGUCUCGUGAUAUUAAAGUCAAGAACGAGUUACUGGAUAAAGCUAGGGGCUUGUUGGAAACAAUUCGAGUUGAACAAAUGGAGAAAAACUAUCCUAAUCUUGUUUGCACCCAAAGUCUUGGACAUAUGGCUAUCACCUCGGAACGUCUGCAUAAACAAUCAGUUAUUGUGAAACAAAUAUGCAAGUUAUUCCCUCUCCGUCGGAUCACUAUGGAGGGUGAACGAAAAGAUGGUUUUAGUGGUCAAUAUGACACAAUUUGUAAUGCUCGUUUACCUAGAGGGCUCGAUCCACAUUCUGUUCCAUGUGAGGAGCUUGCUGCUUCUUUGGGGUACAUAGUGCAGCUUCUAAAUCUUGUAGUCCAAACUGUGUGUGGACCUGCACUUCAUAACUCAGGGUUCGCGGGUUCAUGCUCUAGGAUAUGGCAGCGAGAUUCUUACUGGGAUACCCGUCCAUCUUCCAGAAGUGAAUAUCCGCUUUUCAUUCCGCGCCAAAAGUUUUGCUCCACCGGUGGGGAAACCUCAUGGUCUGAGAGAAGCUCCAGUAAUUUCGGUGUUGCUUCUAUGGAAUCAGAUAAAAAGCAUGCUUUGGAAUCUUCUCGUAGUGGUAGUUUCAAUUAUGCAUCUGCGUCUCCACACUCAAUGCAGACGCAUAAGGAUUUGCAGAAAGGAAUAGCACUUUUGAAGAAAAGUGUGGCAUGCAUUACUGCAUACUGCUAUAACUCAUUAUGCUUAGAAGUUCCUGCAGAAGCCUCUACUUUUGAUGCAUUUUCGAGGUUGUUGGCCACCCUUUCUUCUUCCAAGGAAGUGAGAUCUCUUGUUUCUUUGAAAAUGGCUUCUGCAAGGUCAUCAAAGCAAGCCCAACAGUUUUGCAAGUCUGUGUGGAAGGUAGAUUCAACCAUUUCAUCCAGCACUUUGGCAGAAAGUGCUGUCUCUCUGCCAAUGACGGUAAAUAGAUACACUUUCAUGAUGUGUCAUUGCUUCUCUAGCUGCAUUGUCUUUCUUUUGCAUCAUCAAUAUCUUCUUGUUAUUUACUGUUUCAUAUAGUUAUGAACUUGCUUUGGCCUAUUUGAAGCUUGGGAUAGGCAAUUAUUUCCUUCAAAACCUCCUUGAGCAAAAUUAGCUUAAAAUUUCCCAUUUAAUGCAUUAGUAUGAUUGCUAAACAUGUCUAUUUUGGAUCUUUGAGGAACAGCUGGUAACAAUGAUGGUUGUUCUGAACUCAUUGUUUAUUAGAUUGGGCACAUGAUGUGUAGUGCUUCUGUGACCUUGUUUGCAAUCUCUCUGCCUGUUGGUAUAUUUUUGAAAAUCUGUAGUAUAUGGAUGAAAUAGAGUGCAUGCUGUAGAUUGUAUCUUAGCCCUAUUCCAUUUUCUUUUUAUGGGGGAGUAAGAUUGCUUCGGUCGCAUCCAUCUAUGUGAAUAUGUACUGUAAGUGAAGUAUUGCCUUUCCACUGUGCAGAGAAAUGGUUUUGAGCAGAAUGUUCCCAGUUCUACUGCAAGCUUUCUAGCUGAAUUGUCAGAUACUGGCAAAAUUGAAACCGCCAUUGAAGGGUGGGAUAUUGUCGAGCACACUUAUCCUCCCCCACCCUCACAAAUUGAAGAUGUUGAGCACUGGACACGAGCCAUGUUUAUUGACGCCACAAAGAAGAUUACUAAUUCAAGAAAGUGAUUAGGUUCAGGGUGUACAGAAGAACUUGAUACCUAAACCCGAUGUCAUGAGAUAUCCAAAAUUGUGAAGUUCUCCCAUGUUUAUUGUGGAGCUCGAAACUGUACAGUUCUCCCGUUGUAUCUGGAACAUUCAUUCUGUGUAAAUAGAUUCUGGAAGUAUUUUACCUUUUCUUUUGAUUAAAUAGUAUCCUUAAUUGUGGUUUA